Messenger RNA from Molossus molossus (Pallas's mastiff bat), 1111 nucleotides. It is a transcript of the gene ADO, whose product is annotated as 2-aminoethanethiol dioxygenase. Gene Ontology annotation, molecular function: oxidoreductase activity, acting on single donors with incorporation of molecular oxygen, incorporation of two atoms of oxygen. The record is from RefSeq and is a predicted model, not a curated record. Gene Ontology annotation, cellular component: mitochondrion. The transcript has a single exon. The coding region runs from base 116 to 913 and encodes 265 amino acids. NCBI's taxonomy places the organism in Eukaryota, Metazoa, Chordata, Mammalia, Chiroptera, Molossidae.
CGCCUCGCCCGGGGUGCGCGCAGCCGUGGCGGCCACCGGGGACCGCAAGGGGCGGAGGAAAGGAGGGGGCCGGCCUCGGCACUCGGAGGAACAGCCGAGCGUGACCCGAGACAACAUGGCCUCCCUGAUCCAACGGAUCGCCCGCCAGGCGUGCCUCACCUUCCGAGGCAGCGGGGGCGGCCGCAGUGCUUCCGACCGCGGCUCGGUGCCAGGCCCCGAGGCGCCGGGGCCGCAGGGCUUCCCGGAGAACCUGAGCAAGCUGAAGAGUCUGCUGACCCAGGUCCGUGCUGAGGACCUGAAUAUCGCCCCGCGCAAAGCGACGCUGCAGCCGCUGCCACCCAACCUGCCACCCGUUACCUACAUGCACAUCUACGAGACGGACGGCUUCAGCCUCGGCGUGUUCCUGCUCAAGAGCGGCACGUCCAUCCCUCUGCACGACCACCCGGGCAUGCACGGCAUGCUCAAGGUGCUCUACGGCACCGUGCGCAUCAGCUGCAUGGACAAGCUGGAGGCAGGCGGCGGGCAGCGGCAGCGAGCCCCACCGCCAGAACAGCAGUUCGAGCCGCCGCUGCAGCCCCGGGAGCGGGACGCUGUCCGGCCUGGCGUGCUCCGCUCGCGGGCCGAGUACACCGAGGCCAGCGGUCCCUGCGUCCUUACGCCGCACCGGGACAACCUGCACCAAAUCGACGCUGUGGACGGGCCCGCUGCCUUCCUGGACAUCCUGGCCCCGCCCUACGACCCCGACGACGGCCGGGACUGCCACUAUUACCGGGUGCUGGAACCGGUCAGGGCCAAGGAGGCCUCCGGAUCGACCUGUGACCUGCCUCGAGAGGUGUGGCUUCUCGAGACUCCGCAGGCCGAUGACUUCUGGUGCGAGGGGGAGCCCUAUCCAGGUCCCAAGGUCGUCCCUUGAAGCCGCGGGCGCCCAGGAGCGGUGGGCCGAAGACAUGCGCUACUCAGAUCUAGGCUCUCUCCCUACCCCCAGGCCGCCUGGUCAUUGGAUGUACAGGAGUGGGCUGUAGCCGCUUCCUCAGGAGCCUUAGGAAGCACGGGCGACUGGACUGCAGCCACCCGGCACGGUUAUGGGGGCGGGGGAAGGCUAGGUUUCCUG